Messenger RNA from Plasmodium vinckei vinckei, 450 nucleotides. Its product is annotated as conserved Plasmodium protein, unknown function. The transcript has a single exon. Bases 1 to 450 code for a protein of 149 amino acids. The record is from RefSeq and is a predicted model, not a curated record. NCBI's taxonomy places the organism in Eukaryota, Apicomplexa, Aconoidasida, Haemosporida, Plasmodiidae.
AUGAUUUAUAAAACAAAUGAUCUUAGUGACACACUUAGCAAAAGAGACAAAUCAAUGAGUGUAAAUUUAAAUGGUGAAGAAAAGGAGGAACUUUUUUUAAAUAGAAUAAUAAAAUAUCCAACAAAUAAAACCCGUAUUUAUAAAAAUAAUAAAUAUAAUAUAUCUAAACAGGAUUAUGAAGACAAAUUAAGUAUUGAAAAAAUAAUUUUUAAAAGUUCAACUUUAGGCUAUAUAGAAUUACAAUAUAUUUUAACUACAUUUAUAAAUUAUGAAAAAAAUGAAUUAACCAAUGAAGAUAUUAUUAUUUUAAAUAAUUUUCUCAACUUAUCAGAAAAAGAAAUUCUCGAUUAUUUAUGUGCAAAUGAAUUAUUGCCAGAUUGUUACAAGGAUGCAAAAAUUAUAAGAAAAUUGUUAAUGUUUAUAAAUACUAAUCAUCCUUCUUUAAAUUGA